Micromonas pusilla CCMP1545 is the source of this 7683-nucleotide messenger RNA. RefSeq names its product nucleobase:Cation symporter-1 family. The coding region runs from base 1 to 7683 and encodes 2560 amino acids. Gene Ontology annotation, cellular component: plasma membrane. The transcript has 3 exons. NCBI's taxonomy places the organism in Eukaryota, Viridiplantae, Chlorophyta, Mamiellophyceae, Mamiellales, Mamiellaceae. Gene Ontology annotation, molecular function: nucleobase transmembrane transporter activity. The record is from RefSeq and is a predicted model, not a curated record. Gene Ontology annotation, biological process: transmembrane transport; nucleobase transport.
AUGGCGUCGGCGGUGGUGACGCCGACGACGGCGUCGAGGUUCACGCGACGGCCCGCGAGCGCGCGCGCGUCGCGCGCGCGUCUCCUGCGCGCGAGCGGCGUCGCGGGAACGCCGCUCGCGGCGCCGAGCGCGAGCCCGCCCGCGAGCGCGAUCCGGUCGUGGACGCGGCGAUGGCGCGUCCGCCCCGCGGGCGCGGCGUCGCUCGCGCCGCUGAGGCCCGUGACCGCGGCGCAGUGCGCCGCGGGUCGCUUCUCCGCGGAUCGCAACAAUCGAGUCGCGAAUGACCGUUCCCCAAGCGGCGGCGGCGGCGCGCGAAGCGGCGCGCGAAACGUUCACGCGACGUUCACUCCGCGCGCGUCCACCGCGAACGCCUCGAACGCCCCGGACAACGACUCGGACUUCGACGCGGACGCGCGCGGCUACGCGCUGCCGCGCGUCCCCGUGACGAUCACGAACGGACAGCGCGCGUUCGCGCUGUGGACGUGCCUCGCCGUCGCCGCCGCCGCGUUCAGCGUCCCCUUCGGCUUCGUGCGCUGGAACCUCUCCACGAUCGCGCCGCUCAUCUGGUGGAAGAUGGGCCUCUCCACCGCGAUUGGGACGACGCUCGCGCUGCCGUACUUGCUCGCGGUCGCCGCGCCGGCGGCGACGCACCGCGCCGGGUUCGCCGCGUUGCUUCGCGCCGCGUUCGGCGUCCGCGGCGCCGCGCUCCCGAGCCUCGCGCGCGGGCUCCUGGGGCUCGCGCUCACCGCGUUCGCGACGUUGAUCGGCGGCGAGGCGACGUACGGUCUGUGGGGGGAGGUGAUGUAUCUGUAUUUCGACGGCGCGCCGCUCCCGGCGGAGGCUCGCUUUGGCGCCUAUUUCGCGUUUUGGGCGCUGCAGCUCGCGACGACGGCGGGGAAAUCCGCGGGGAAGAAGGUCCUCGCGCUCGGAAGGACCGCCGCGGUCGUCGCCGCGGCGUACCUCGCGUGGUCCUGGAACGCCGGCGACGCCGCGGUCGUCUUCGACGCGACGAUGAGCACGAUGCCCGCGCUGAGCGAGGGCUUGGCGGCGUUCGUCCCCGAGCUCGGCGCCGAGUUUUGGAAACACGCCGCCACCGUCGCGGGUGUGUGGAUGACGUUGGGGUCUAUCGUCCCCGACUACGCGCAGCGGAUGACCGACGCCGGCGAGGUAGCGAAAGGGCAGAUUUUGCUCUUGCCCGCGCUCUCCGCGGCGGCGGCGCUCGUGGCGUCGUCGCUCGCGCAGGCGCCGAACGUGGCGCUGUACGGCGUCGUCGCCGUCGCGGCGCUCGUCACCAACGCGGUCGUCAACGUCGUCGGACCGACCGCGGCGCUGACCGGGAAUGGUGACGGCGGGAUGUCCCCGCGCGCGGCGGCGGUCGUCGUCGCGCUCGCGGCGGCGGCCGCCGCGCCGCUCGUGCUGACGUGGCAGCAGGUUGUCGCCGCGUCGUCGUGGGCGGUGGGCGUCGGGUCGCUGCUCGUCGCGCCCGCGGUGGCGGUCGCCGUCGCGGACUACUGGGUCAUGCGCGACAGGGUCAUCGACCGCGACGCGCUCGGGUCGAGCCCGGAUUCGGAGGGGGCGUACGCGUAUUUGAAAGGCGUGAAUUGGCGCGCGAUCGUGGCGUUCAUCGCGGGCGCGGCGCCGGACGUGGUGUCGCUCGCGCCGGAGAUUCUGGGCGCGUUCGCCGGGAAAGGCGCGGACGUGUUUUAUUCCGCGUACGUCGUCAACAUGGAGUACAGCAGCCUGUACUCCGUCGCGUACGCGUUCGUGACGUACGUCUUGCUCUCCACGAUUUUCAUGCCGGAUUCGGUGAAGAUGGCGAAAGCGGAAGCGAGGGAACGGGAGAACCGCAGGGGCGUCGGGAAAGAGGGCGCGGCGGCGUCCAAGCCGCCGCCGCUGCGGACGCGAGUGCCCGUGAUCCCGCCGUCGCAGCCCGGGGAGCCGCGAACCGCCGCGGAGGAGGAAGAGCUCCAGUCCUACGUCGCGGACACGGUCUCCACCGCGGAUCGCGUCGCGGGCGCGGUCGCGAAGGGGCCGUCCUCCAAGUCGGCGGCGGACGACGACGCGUCCGCGCCGUCGUCGACGCCGCCCCUCGCGGACGUCCCGGUCGUCAUCAACAAGAACACGGUGAAGAACAACUUCUACGUCGCGCAAGAGAUCGAGCGCAUGACGCGGAAGAUGCCGCUCCCUGACCCGGACGACGACGAGGAGAUCGAUUUCGAUGUCGUGAAGCGCUUCUACGACGACCUCGAAGCUCGAAUCGGCGACGCGCUCGCUCCGGCGCGCGCGACGCAACGCGACGCCCUCGACGCGAUCGCCGCGCUCGCGGCGGAGCAGCGCUCGAUGCUCGAGGGCCACGUCGCGGACGGCGGCGGGAUGUCCAUGGCCGAGGUGCGGUACGAGGUGUUCAAGAUGAAGCAGCUCGUCGCGGAGGCGGAGACGGCCGCCGCGGUGGUGGCGAAGGAGCUCUCCGAGGCGUGGGCGUUUUUCGAGCAAGAGGGCGCGGAGGACGUCGGAGAGAUCGAAGCGCGGCUGGAGUCCGAGCGCGCGUCGCGGAACCUCGCCCUCGAGCGCAGGUCCGUCCAGGUCGUGUACAAGCUCGUGGACGAGCGGAAGCAGCGCGAGGCGGACGCGCGGCGCGCGGCGACGGAGCAGGCGAGGGAGCUGAGAGAGUCCGCCGCGAAGAAGCGCGACGUCGACGCCGCCGCGGCGAAGGCGACGGACGAGCUCCGCGCGGAGGACGAGUCGCGGUCGUUCAUUCGCAACUGGGCGCUCGCCGUGGACACGUGGAUCGUGCCUCCCAUCCUCGAGGUCCCGAUGCUUCCGAUGUCCGAGCAGGAGGCGGCCAAGCGCGCGGAGGAGGACGCGCGGAGGAGUCAGUACGAGUUCAACGCGCGGCAAGUCGCGGAGGAAGAGAGCCGCCGCCGCGCGGAAGAGGACGAGCGACGGCAGUCCGCGGAGAGCGACCUUCGAAGGCAGACGAUGGACGAGGAACGGCAGAUUGGCCAGGAAGAAGUCCGUCGCAAGGCUGCCGCGGACGAGAUCCAGCGCCUGCGGAUGAUGGUCCUGGAGUCCACGGAGGGGUUAGAGAGCGCGCAGAGCGGCGCGGGCAAGCGCAGCUCGAUGCGAAUGAUCGAAGAGGAGACGAACGUCGAGCGCGAGAACAUGCGACGCGACUCGAUGCAGGUGGAGAUCCAGCGCCUCGUGGACGACAUCGCGGUGAUGGAGGAGAAGGAAGAGCAGCGGCGAACGGAGUUCGACGCGCGGUUAGAGAGCAUGGCGAACGAGGAGCAAGCGCGGCGGGACGAGGAGGCGGCGAAACGCGUCGACUUUAAAGCCGACGCGGAGCGCGCCGAGGAGGAAGAGAUGAAACUCCGCGCCGAGGAAGAGAAGCUUCGCGACGCGGCUCGAAACGAGCUCGACGCCGCGAACGCCGCGCUCGCGGCCGUUGUCGAAGAGACCGAGUCCCGACGCGCGGACGCGCUCAUGAACAUCCGAAAGCUCAUGGACGAAGAGGCGCAGACGCGUGCGGAGGAAAACGCGCGACGCGGCGACGCGGAGAACAGCCUCGCCAUGGCUGCGAUCGACGAGCGCGCGCGGCUUCUCGCGGAAGAGGACGCGCGCCGCGCCGUGGAGAACGCGAGACGCGCCGACGCCGCGGACGCCGCGGGGGACCGCGCGCGAUCCGAGCAGGCGAACAUCGAGACGGAGGAGAUGCGUCGGCAAGACGCCGACGACGCGGUUCGCGCCGCGGGGGGCGAGUUGGAGGACCUCGAGAGAGAGAUCGCGCAGCGUCGGUCCGGGUUCGCGCUCGACGCGGAGGCGCGCAAGAUUGCGUUCAAAGCCCUGGAGGACGACGAGGCGCGACGGAGGGCGUUCGCGGAGGAGGCGAUGGCAGCCGCCGCGGAGGCGGAGGCGAGGCGCGAGGAGCGUCGCCGCGAGAUGGCGCUCGCGGCGUUGUCGCGCGCGGUGACGGAGGAGCAACGGCGCCGCCGCGCGGAGGAUGAACGACGCGCGAAAGCCGCCGCGGAGCUUCAGCGGUUCCAGGAGCUCGAGAAGAAGCGCGCGGCGGACGAGGAAAUUCGCAGGCAAAACGCGGACGCCGCGGCGGAGAAGGCGGCGGAGGACGAGAAGCUGCGCAGAGAGAAGGAGGACGAGCGAAGAGCCGAGGCGGACGCGGCGGAGAAAGCCGCGCAAGAACGCGAGCUCGCGAAGAGAGAAGAAGAGGACAAACGCAGAGCCGCCGCCGCGGCAGCCGCCGCCGCGCUCAAAAAGGCUGCGGUGCAGCAGCUCGAGGAAGAGGAAGCGCGCCGCGGCGCCGCGGAAGCCGCCGCGGACGCGCGCGUCGCCGUCGAGAAGAAGCAACGCGUCGAGGAGGAGGAACGCCGAGCGAAAGCGCUCGCCGCGGCGAAAAAAGCCGUCAACGACGAAGCGAAACGCCGCCAAGAAGAAGACCGCCGACGCGCCAAGGCGGACAUCGAGAUGAAACGCAUGGCGGACAAGGAGAUGAACCGCCGACGCGAUGAGGACGCGCGCCGACGCGCCGCGGAGGCGGAGGAGCAGAGGCUCGCGAUGGAGGAGGCGAGGAUGCGUUCCGAGGCGGACGCGAAGGCGCGCGCGGCGGCGACGGAUAUGGAACGGAAAGCGACCGAGGCUGCGAGGAUCACGGCCAACGAGGAGCAACGCCGCGCUACCGCGGACGCGGACGCGGACCGUCGCGCGGCGUCCGAGCGCGCGCGACGCGAGUCCGAAGACGCGCGCAGGGCGGCGGCGGACCAGGCGAUGGAGGACGCGCGCGCGGCGGAGACCAAACGCCGCGAAGAAGAAGACGCGCGAAGAGCCAUGGCCAUGGACGCGUUGUCACGAGCCGUGGACGAAGAACGCGAACGCGUCGCCGCGGAGGACCGCAGGCGCGAGGACGCCGUCUUCGCCGCGAGGACCGCCGCGAACGAGGAGCAGUCCAUCAUCCAGGCGGAGAACGACCGACGCGAACGCGCCAAGGAAGUCGCCAUCGCCGCCGCGAAAGAGGAAGCGAUUCGCAGAGAGGACGAGGCGACCAGAAGAGGCGCGGCGUCGGAGGAAUACGCCGUCCUGCUCGCCACCCUGCGCGCGAUGGACGGCGAGUUCGCGCCGCGACGAGCGGCCGCCGCGGACGCGGCGCAGGCGGCGUUGGACGCGGAACGAGUCGCCGUCGUCGCCGCCGCCAAGGCGAGAGAGACGGCGAUCCAAGAGGACAAGGACGCCGCGUCCGCGGAGGCCAAGACGCGCGCGGAGGAGGACGCGAAGAUUGACGACAAAAAGGCGGCGCUCGUCGCGAUGCAACGCGCGGAGAUGGCGAAGCGAAGAGAGGAGGACGAUCGCCGCCGCGUCGCCGUCGCGGAGAUUGAACGCGCGCUCGCCGCGGAGGCUGUCGUGUUGGAGUCCGAAGAACGCCGCCGCGCGGCGUUCGCGUCCGAGAUCGAGCGGCUCAGCGCGCUCGCCGCCGACGCGGCGAAGCGCGACGAGGCGUCGAUCCGAGCCAAGGAAGAGGCGCGCCGCCGACAGGCGGAGCUCGAGGUUCGAAGAGCCGAGGAGGAGGAGCGGAGAACCAUCGCGGCGGAGGAUCUCCGACGCGAAAAGGCGGACGACGCGAUCGAGGACGCGGAGAAGGACCUCGCGAAGGACCGCGACGACGAAUCCGCGCGCCGCGCCGCCUGGGAGGCGUCCAUGGCGGACCGCGCGCGCGCGGAGGCGGAUCGCCGCGCGAGAGAAGACCGCCGCGCCGCCGACGCCGAGGAGGCGCUUCGACGCAGCGCCAACGACGAGGACGCGCGACGCCGCGACGAAGAGUACCGCCGCGAAGAGCUCGAGACGCGCCUCCGCGAGAUGCUCGAAGAGGACGAGCGCCUCACGAAGGCGGAGGAAGAGCGCCGCGCCAAGGCGGAGACGGAGCUGCGCGACCUCAUCACGGAGGAACAGACGUUGACGCAGGCGGAGGAGGCGAGACGCGCGGCGCGCGCGGCGGACGUCGAGGCGACGGCGAGGCGCGAGCAACAGAUCCAAGAGAGCGAGGACAAGCGCCGGGCGGACGCGGACGCGUUCCUUCGCCGCGCGCGGUCCGCGCUCGACGCGCUCGUCGCGGAGAUCGAGGCGAGACGCGGGGCGUACGAGGACGCGCAGGCGGCGGCGGCGGCCGCGGAGAACGCCACGCGAGAGCAAGAAAACGCGCGGCGACGCGACGAGGAGACGACGCGUCGGAAGCAAUCCGAGGAAGAGGCGGAGCUCCGCGUCACGGAGGAGUCCCGCCGCGUCGUCGAGGCGUCGCGUCGGAGCAAGGAGGAGGCUGCCGCGCGAAGAGCCGCUGAGCUCGAGGCGCGUCGCCGCGCCGCGGAGGACGCGCGCGCGAGCUCGGCGCGGCGAGAUAUGGACGCCGCGUCCGUCGCGCGUCGCAGAGCCGAGGAGGCUGUUCAAGCGACCGCCGCGGUCGCGGAGGCUGCGCUUCGCGAGCAGAAGCGACGCGAGGCUGACCUCGCGGCGAAGACUGGGCGCGCGACCGCGGCGGUGGGCGACGCGGUCGCGGAGAGCGGCGGCGGCUCGAAGGCGGCGGCGGCGGCGGCGGAGGAGGACCCGAGGGAGCGGCGCCGGCGCGAGCGCGAGGAACGCGAGGCGGCGAGAGCGGCGCGGCGCGAGGCGAGAGAAGCCGAGCGCGACGCCGCGGCCGCGGAGAAGGACGCCGCGCGCCGCGCGAAGGCUGCCGAGGCGGACGCGAAGGCUGCCGCGGACAUCGCGAAGGCGGAGGCGGAGGCGGCGGAGGCGAUGGAAAAGGCGGCGGCGGCGAUGGACGACGAGGAGACUCCUCCUCCGCCGCCGCCGGCGCCGCCGGCGCCGCCGUCGCUCGCGGACGCGAUGGACUCCUUCGGCGCGAUCGACGCGCCGUCCACGUCCGAGAGCACCGCCGGGAAGUCCGAGCUCAUGUCCUCGCUGGACCGCGGCGAAGCGCAGGAGAUCGUCAAAGCGCUCGCGGCGGACAAGGACCCGCUCCGAGCCAUCGCGGUUCUCGCGGAAUCUCGAAACGACGCCGGCGCCGCGGAGGCCAUCGGCGCGCUGUGGCGCGAGAACGCGUCGAGAGCCGCGGAGGUCCUCAUGGGCCUCGAGACGGCGCGCGGCGCGGAGUUGCUUCGCAUCUUGUGCGAGACCUUGGGCGAGGUGGACGCCGCGACCGCGCUCGUCGCGAUGGAGGAGCCGGGCCGGGCCAACGGCGUCGCGCAGUUUAUUCUUCCGUACGGCGCGCGAUCCGUCGUGUACAAGGGGAAGGAGCUUCUCGCGGCGAUCGCGUCGACGUCCCCGAGCGCCGCGAAGAAGAUCUACGCGGGUUUGCUCCCCACGGAGCAGGUGUCCAUCUUGAGGCGGGCGUGCCUCGGGAUGGGGCAGCGGCCCGGGAGCGAGGACAAAGAGACGCGCACGGCGCUCGUGGCGAGAGACGACGGCGGCGCGCCGGAUCCGUCGCUCGCCGCGCUCCUCCUCAGCGGCUUGACGGAACAAGCCGCGGUCGAGGUCGUGCACCGGUUCAAGACCAGAGGGGUGAAGAACGGGAGCGAGAAGUGGCAACGCAGGCAGACCGCGGCCGCGGAGGUGAUGGACGCGCUGGGGGAGAUUAACCCCGGGUUCGCCGCCGGGUGCAACGACGCGCUCGCGAAGAAGAGAUGA